AUGGCAAGGGUUAGCACUUUUGACCUAUACAAAAAUGUUAGAAAGGUUUUAAAUACAUCUGGGAGUAACUUGACUGACUUUUGCAAUGUGAUAUCUAAGUUGACUAGAGAUAAAUCUAAGAGAUUUGUAAUAAAUUCUGUGGAUUCCAUUUUCGAAGGAAUCAAAAUACCAGAGAUUCUGGAACCAAAAAGCCCAAAUGAAAGUAUAUCAGUUGCUAGAUCAUUGAUUAAAGUCCCAAAGGCUCUAUUUUUACCAAGAAAUCUAGACGAAGACUCAAAAUGCCAAAACUUACCAAAGCUGUUGGAGAGCAGUUUAACACAGAUAACUGACCCGAGGGGGAAGCUUUCUGAAAUAAACUCAUUUUUCACAGAAUUGAGAAGUACUACACAAUUUUUAACAGAUAACUCACUACAAGAUAAUUAUGGCCCAUUGAGACCCUUUGUAAUUGAUUUCCUGAGAAAACAUGAGGAGGAACUUCUUGGAUAUGAAGAAUUAGGAGACAUGAAAAAACUAAGAUUUUGUUUAACUCUGAUGGAUGUACUGAAAACCCAUUCAAUGGACUCUCAAAAACUACACCAAAAGAUCAUUGAAAUAGUUGAAAAAACGCCUUCGAUAGUGAAACAAGUCCCUUUUGAAACUUUAACAAUUCUGUCGAAGUUAAAGCUACCCCAAAAUUCCAAGAAAUAUUUCAAAGAACACUUACAGUCAAUGGUGUUUGAAGAUCUUUCUACGAUAAUAAACUACUCUAGAAUGGUAUUCACACAAUUUGAUGAUAAGUCAGUGUUGGAGGCGUUUUUAUGCUCACUGAAACAUAAAUUGAGGACUGAGAAGUGUGAAGGUGACCAAUUGGUUCUUUUGUUGAGAAACUUAAAGCUUCUGAAGAAUCGACAUGCUGAUGAAGAUUUGAAUAGUUUAACUGAGUCUUUACUGGAGUUAGUUUACCCAAGAGUGUCACAAAUGUUACAUGACUCAAAAAAUAAGGUUGAUAGUGAGAACGUCUUGGCCGUAUUUGAUUGUUACAUGAGUGUGUGUAGGAAUAGUAGUAAUAUAUUUCUGAAAAACUGCGUUGACGGGUUAAUUAACUACGUGUUGGAGAACAGAGGAAUUUUCACGCCAGUUCAGCUGAUAACUGUUUUGAACCAUUUUCACACGGGAAGUAAUGGGACUAAGAUUCUGGUGAAGGGCGAGUAUCUGGAAAUGAAUGACCUGAACGAUGAACUGACAAAGUAUUUCCUUAGAGAACUGAGUUUGCUGGAGUUCAAAGAUUUCUGUGAACUUUUGUAUUCCAUUCCACUGAACGAUUACUUUAAGCUGUACCAUAUCAUGUCCUCAUUCCCACUAGGGUCCAAUAAUCCCUUAACACCAGAGGAGGAGGUUUUGAGAGUUAAAGUUAAGGAGAUUGUGAAGAGAAGGAUUAUACAUAAUUUGGACAAUAAUAAUAAUAGUCAACUAUAUAACAAGCAAAUAUCAAACAUCAUGUUGUAUAAAGAUAAUGAUAUUAACGCGUUUUUUGAGUCAAAUAUAGAGAAUAUCACCGAGACAUUAUCAGUAAAUCAGUUAAUACAAAUAAUCAAUAGUCAUAAUCAUAAAAAUCUAAAUCAAAAGGUAUUAAAUGGAAUAUUGAGUUGUUUGGAAAAAAAGAUGAUAGGAAUAGGGAAAUUAGAUGUAUUAACAAAGUUAGUUGAGAGAAACAAACUAAUAAAGACCAACUCAAACUUAACUAAUAAACUAUUCUCGAUCUUAGUUUAUAAACUAAUUAACAGUAAGAAUGGAUACGUGCAGUUGCUACAAACGUUAGCAUACCUAUCAAAUGAAGUGGAUAGUGUCCUGGUCAACAUAGUGGUACAGUAUUAUAGAAGAUAUCUGGUCCAUCUAUCAGUUUACGAUAUUGAACUUUUGUUACUGUGCAUAAACAAGUAUAACCUGGUUGAUAGUGAUUUAUUAUCACUGCUCAACCAUGUUUACGAUAUUAAUAUUUCAAAUAUACCAAAUCAAGUUUUGAUUAAUAUAUUGCAGAAUUUGAAGAAUUUGAAAGUGAGACAUGAUCCACUGGUUAAAAAGUUUACGGAUAAAUUGUUGAAUAACUUCAAGAGCUCAAAUUAUGUAAUUCAUGACUUGAUAUCACUGAUUGACAUUUUGUCGGCACUUUCAAUACCUUACAAUGAUUUGUACAUUUAUUUGUUAAACUACCUGUCAGCCGUUAGUAGUGGAGGCUCCGAGACAAAACCUAACCACUUUAACAGCCUGAAGGUUAGGGAUAAAGUUGACUUGUUGCACUCGAUUGCGAACUUUGGAAUCGUUGACCAGAACUUGAAGAAAUUAUAUCUCUCAGUAAUUGACCAGCUAUAUCCAGAAACAGAUGGAGAUGAGGCGAAAGAUUGUGAAGGAGGAUCCUUGACUCAAAAGACCAAGCCUGAUGAACCUAAGGACAACAACAUGUUAUUGAAAUUGUACGAAAUACAUAUUGACCUGGUUUUGAACAAUAUUUACAAUGACGAAGUGGAAUUUUUGGGAAAAAAGUUGGAACAGGCUUCAAAAGCUUGGUUCACAAGGCAGGAACUGAAAGCCCAUAAUUUCCAAAAAUCAAAUACAUACAUAACAGUCAAGGAAGCCCUGGAAAAGUUGGAUGUAAAAUUUGAUUCCGGAGUUACUGAAAUAUACUUUUGCAACUUCGUUAUUAAGGAGAAAGGGACUGUGAUUCAGGUGAUUCCAGUGGAAGAUGAGCUGAGGUUCUGGACAACAAACUUGGACUCAAGAAACCUAAUUGAGAAUUCAAAGAUUUUCAUGGGAAACUCACAAAAAGUAAUCAAAAACUUAAAGUUAUCGGGGUAUCAAGUAGUUGAGCUUUCGCAGUCUAAGUGGGACUCAAUGGACCAGGAAAGAACAGAAUACCUUCAAAACUUGCUAAAAUAA
Theileria annulata is the source of this 2913-nucleotide messenger RNA. RefSeq lists its product as uncharacterized. The record is from RefSeq and is a predicted model, not a curated record. The transcript is spliced from 10 exons. NCBI's taxonomy places the organism in Eukaryota, Apicomplexa, Aconoidasida, Piroplasmida, Theileriidae. The coding region runs from base 1 to 2913 and encodes 970 amino acids.